GUAGAGACUGCGAGGGAGUAGGAGUGGCCAUGCUUGCAGUCAGGCCAUUAGGCCUCGGCUGGCGUCGCUGAGUGUUGUAAUUGCUUUCCUUAUGAAGCUCCAAACUCAAACGCCAUCACUGUGGUGGUAGCCUCAGCCAGGUUUAGAAGUAUAAGGGUAGGGACGUGCGUGGCGAUGGUGUAGGAAGAAGCUGAGCGGGGGCCAGUGUUGCCGGCUUCUGCGCAAGGCGCUGCCGCUAGGAAUCGCCGGCAGUGAUGACAAGCAACAGCUUCGCCCGCGUGUUGUAGUUAGGCGCAGAGUUAGACUUAGUGGCGCUGGCGUCCUGAUCUCGUGCAAGCUCAAGCAUUCAGGUCCACACUCUCACUCACGCCCAUGCGAUGCCAUUUCUUACUCGUUCACUCUUACCGUGGCGCUAAUCGCCUCACGGUGGUGCCAUUAAUGGGCCUAAGUCUGCGCGUAAGUGUAACUAUAGAAAUAGCUGCGCCAUUUAUUAGCAUUAGCGUCGCGGCCAAUGAGUAAGCUGUAGCUGUUGCCGUUUGCUUUGAUUUUUUCACUCCUUUGCGCAGGAGAAAUAGAGAAAAGGGCUGGAAGUGGAAAGAUUGGGCGCCAGAGGGAGAGGCAUCGCGUAGGAGCUAGCAGGGCUAUCAACGUCAUGGCUUCGCUCUUGGCAGUAGCUCAACCGCACCCAGCCCCAGACCCACACCCACAGCCGCAACUACUACCACAAAGGCCAACAGCUCGAGCAUCUGCCGUCGUCUCUACUCCAGGCUCAAUCAGCAUCCAGCAACAUGAAAAGCGCCAGCGGCAUUGUCUGACUCGGCUCGCGGUGGGAGUGCGUAGCGCGGUGGCCAUAGUAUGGCGCGCACCUGCAGGGGUGCUUGCAUUUGCGCACGCACUCCCACUCGCUCGCAGUCGCGCUCGAAGGGUAGUCUGGUGGCUGAGUGUAUAG
Amoebophrya sp. A25 is the source of this 949-nucleotide messenger RNA. The record is from the annotation of a GenBank genome assembly. NCBI's taxonomy places the organism in Eukaryota, Dinophyceae, Syndiniales, Amoebophryaceae.